Cylicocyclus nassatus is the source of this 1264-nucleotide messenger RNA. The record is from the annotation of a GenBank genome assembly. Lineage: Eukaryota; Metazoa; Nematoda; Chromadorea; Rhabditida; Strongylidae.
ACAACGUUAAGAUUUUGCAGAAUGGCUCCUCCAACAUUUGCUGAUCUUGGGAAAUCAUGCAAGGAUCUUUUCAACAAGGGUUACAAUCACGGAUUCCUGAAGGUUGACACAACUACCAGGGCAGGCGAUGCGAAGGAAGUAGAAUUCAAGACAUCUGCGUCUCAUAACUUGGGCUCAGGCAAACUUGGCGGAAACCUUGAUGUGAAGUACAAAAUCCCUUCGUAUGGUCUCACCUUGACUGAAAAAUGGAACACCGAGAAUCAGCUCGGAACUGUCAUCGAGGUCAAUGAGCAAUUUGGAAGGGGCCUCAAGCUUACUUUUGACUCUGUUUAUGCCCCACAUGCUGGUAAACGAACUGGAAAGCUGAAGGCCGACUGGGCUGCACAAACUGCUAGGAUAACAGCUGAAGUUGGUCUUACAUCCUCUCCCGUCGUCAACGCUGCUGGUGUUUUCAGCCACGACGGAUGGUUGUUUGGAGCAGCGGCUACCUUCGAUACUGCAACAAAUAAGCUUGCUUCAACCUCGCUGGCAUUCGGGCAUCAGGCUCCCGACUAUACUUUGCAUUCAUUUGUUGUCAACUCCACCGACUUUGGCGCUUCUCUCUUCCACAAAGUUGCGUACAAUGUAGAAAUCGGAACCAUGCUUGGAUGGAAGGUUGGAGGUAAUGGAGCUGACUUUGGCCUUGCAGCUAAGUACGCCCCUUCAAGAGACCUUACUCUUCGUGCCAAGUUGAACAACUCUAGCCAGGUGGCAUUAGCUGCGACGCACUCCCUUUCACCCGACUUGAAGAUGACGCUCUCAUCGCAAUUCAAUUUGACCUCGAACGACCACCACAAAUUUGGAAUGGGACUGGAGUAUGAACCAGCGCAGUGAUUAUAGUGUUGUUGAUCGACUAUCUCCAUAGUCUCUAGAUGUUUUUAGUCUAGUUAUUGGUAGUUCUUGCUGGCCUGUUGAAGUUGUUUCCUGUGGAUCCUUAUUAAGAUGGCGUAAUGAAAAUUUAUGCGUUGUUUAUAGGAAAUAAUUCUCGUUUGUGUUAAAUUUGAUUGUGUGUGUUAUGCAAUUUUUGUGCUCGUAACGUUUCACUUCAUAAAAGAGAGUCGGGAGAUUGGCAUAACGAGGCAUAUUCGAGAAGAUUAUCGCAUAUAGAAUGUGAUAGAAAAAAUCUUGGCAAGAUUUAUACAAUCGAAUGUACAGUAUAAUUAUAUUUUGUAUAGAUUCUGUUCCUCUGUUCUAGUAACCGCAUUUGAAGAUCAUGACGUUCACC